Molecule: messenger RNA, 1043 nt
Organism: Hyposmocoma kahamanoa
Lineage: Eukaryota; Metazoa; Arthropoda; Insecta; Lepidoptera; Cosmopterigidae
Product: aldo-keto reductase AKR2E4-like
Exons: 7
Coding region: 12-1028 (338 amino acids)
Cellular component (GO): cytosol
Molecular function (GO): aldose reductase (NADPH) activity
Source: RefSeq, a predicted model, not a curated record
GACUGAUCGCAAUGGUGCGCACACGCAUCUACAUAGCGCUCAUUGCGAGCAUUUGUUUUCACUUUUCCGAGGCGGUGUUAGCGCCUACGGUAAAACUCAACGACGGGACGGACAUGCCCGCUCUGGCGUUGGGCACUUGGCUCGGCUUCACUAUCACUAACAACACAGAAGUCCGCAUUCAACCCACAGGCCACGAGGUUGAAGAUGCCGUUACGUGGGCUAUAGAAUGUGGCUACAGGCACAUUGACACAGCUUAUAUAUACCGUGUGGAGGACCAGGUGGGAAGAGCCAUCGCCAAGUGCAUCGAAAGAGGGAUCGUUAAGAGGGAAGACCUGUUUAUUACUACCAAGUUAUGGAACGACAGACACGCUCAGGACGCCGUGGUCCCCGCCCUGCGCGAGUCGUUGAACAGCCUGAAUUUAAGUUACGUUGACUUGUACCUGAUUCACUGGCCGGUGGGGCAAUUCGAAAAUAAGACGUACGACACAACGGAUUACCUGGAAACGUACCGCGGCAUGCUGCAGGCGAAACAAUUAGGCCUUACAAGAUCCGUGGGAGUGUCCAACUUUAACCAGCAACAGAUCGAGAGGAUUAUCAAGGAAGGCCUGGAUAAACCCGCUGUGCUGCAGGUUGAGUUAAACCUGAAUCUUCAACAACCUUCUCUCCUUUCGUACUGCAAAGACCAUAAUAUAGUGGUGACAGGGUACACACCAUUCGGAUCGCUGUUCUACAGCAAGGCAAAGGCUGGUGCGCCACCACCCAGGGUCGAUGACCCGAGCCUCGUUGACAUCGCCAACAAGUAUAAUAAAACUGUACCGCAAAUUGCUUUGAGAUAUCUUGUAGAACUUGGAGUAGUGCCUCUUCCAAAGUCGUUAACAAAAACGCGCAUACAACAAAACAUCGAAAUCUUCGACUUCCAGUUGACCCAGCAGGAGAAGGAACUGCUCAAGAGCUUCGACAGAAACCAUAGGACCAUAUCGCAACUCAAGUGGCUCGACCAUCCUUAUUACCCGUUUGAAAAGAAUUAGAUUUUGCAACUGGUU